Thamnophis sirtalis is the source of this 6922-nucleotide messenger RNA. NCBI's taxonomy places the organism in Eukaryota, Metazoa, Chordata, Lepidosauria, Squamata, Natricidae. The record is from RefSeq and is a predicted model, not a curated record.
AUGCACCUUCAGCAUUUAUCCUUGGUCAUUAUUGCAAUUCAUACUGUCUCUUUAUGGACUCAUACUAUUUCUUCUCUUUCAUUUCAGAGACUGGCUGAUGCGGCAGAGAAGUUUCAGAAGGCCCAUCGAUGGCAAGACAACAUUAAGGAGGAAGAUAUUGAAUACUAUGACUCCAAGGCUGAUACAGAAUAUGAUGACCCAGAAGGGGAAGAGAUUGAAAAAGAGAAAUUCAAUUCCUUGAAACUGGAAUUCACAGAUGAUGACAACUUCAAAACCAAAGUUAAUUACUCAUAUGCAGCUGUACAGAUACCUACAGAUAUCUACAAAGGCUCCACUGUAAUCCUCAACGAACUGAAUUGGACAGAAGCCUUAGAGGAUGUGUUUGUGGAAAACCGAAAAGAAGACCCGUCUCUGCUGUGGCAAGUCUUCGGCAGCGCUACAGGGGUAACCCGCUUCUAUCCAGCCUCCCCAUGGAGAGCCCCCAAUAAGAUUGACCUGUAUGAUGUCCGAAGAAGGCCUUGGUACAUUCAAGGGGCCUCAUCUCCAAAAGACAUGGUGAUCAUUGUGGAUGUGAGUGGUAGCGUCAGUGGGCUGACACUGAAGUUGAUGAAGACCUCAGUUUAUGAUAUGUUGGACACCCUCUCAGAUGAUGACUACGUUAAUGUUGCUUCUUUUAACCAAAAGGCGCAACCUGUGUCCUGCUUCAAACAUUUAGUCCAAGCUAAUAUCCGCAACAAGAAGGUCUUCAAAGAGGAUGUGGAAGGAAUGGAGGCCCAAGGAACCACUGAUUAUAAGGCUGGCUUUGAAUAUGCCUUUGAGCAAUUGCAAAAUUCCAACAUCACAAGAGCCAACUGCAAUAAGAUGAUCAUGAUGUUUACUGAUGGAGGAGAAGACCGAGUGCAAGAUGUUUUUGAGAAGUAUAAUGGACCGAACAAGACGGUACGAGUAUUCACCUUUUCUGUUGGACAGCAUAACUAUGACGUCACUCCCCUGCAGUGGAUGGCUUGUGCUAACAAAGGUUAUUAUUUUGAAAUUCCUUCCAUUGGCGCUAUCCGAAUCAACACUCAGGAAUAUCUCAAUGUCCUAGGAAGGCCCAUGGUCUUGGCUGGAAAUAAAGCAAAGCAAGUUCAGUGGACCAAUGUCUAUCAGGACGCUUUAGGUCUGGGUUUAGUGGUAACAGGCACUCUGCCUGUAUUUAACCUCACUGAUGAUGGCCAGUCUCGCGGGAGCAGUGAAUGGAAGAACCAGCUCAUCCUGGGUGUUGUGGGGAUUGACGUGGCUCUAAAUGAUAUCAAGAAGCUGACACCGCGGUACAAUUUGGGGGCUAAUGGCUAUGUAUUUGCUAUUGACUUGAAUGGAUAUGUAUUGCUACAUCCAAACCUGCGACCUCUGAUUCGCCGAAGCAUGAUAGAUGGAAAUAAAGAUCAACAAUAUAUUAAGACUCUGAUAAAAUCCCUUGAUGAGAGAUAUGUUGAUAAAGUUCAUAGAACCUACACUUGGGCACCUAUCAAAAGCACAAACUACAGCUUAGGUCUGGUCUUACCGAAUUACAGCAGAUCUUACAUCCAAGCUAAUCUAAGCGACCAGAUUCUCCAGGUGAAGUUACCAAGCAAAUUGAAGGAUUUUGAAUACCUGCUGCCAAACAGCUUUGAGUCCGAGGGACAUGUAUUCAUUGCUCCAAGAGAAUAUUGCAAAGACCUCAACCUGUCGGAUAACAACACUGAAUUCCUGGAAAACUUUAUUGCCCUCAUGGAAAAGGUGACGCCUGACUCCAAACAAUGUGACAACUUCCUUCUUCACAACCUUAUCCUGGACACUGGAAUUACACAACAGCUGGUGGAAACAGUAUGGAAGAAUCAAGAUUUAAGCACAUAUAGUCUUCUAGCUGUGUUUGUUGCCACAGAUGGUGGCAUCACCCGUGUUUUCCCUAACAAAGCUGCUGAAGAUUGGGAAGAAGACCGAGAGCCCUUCAAUGCCAGCUUUUAUCGAAGGAGCCUAGAUAAUAAAGGCUACAUCUUUAAGCCUCCUUACCGAGAUCCGAGCUACAGAGGAUCAGAGCCAGAGAGCAAUCCUGUUGGGAUCCUAGUUAGCACAGCUGUAGAACUCAAUCUAGCAGAGAGGCAUCUGAAGCCAGCAGUGGUUGGAGUAAAACUUGACUUGGAGGCCUGGACACAAAAAUUUAAAGUCCUUGCUAGCAAUCAAACAGAUCAGCAAAAAACACGAAGAGAUCUGCUUUGUGUGCUUAUUGAUGAUGGUGGAUUUCUGGUGAUCUCCAACCAAGAAGACUACAAAUAUCAGGUCGGAAAGUUCUUCAGUGAAGUGGAUGCCCAUUUGAUGUCUGCUCUCUACAACAAUUCAUUCUUCACACAGAAAGAAUCCUACGACUUUCAAUCUGUCUGCGCUCCAGAAGCUCCAAGCAACACAGGAAGUGCACCACGUGGGGUCUAUGUGCCAACCAUGGCAGAUUUCUUGAACCUUGCUUGGUGGAGCUCAGCAGCUGCAUGGUCUCUAUUUCAGCAGUUCUUGUAUGGAUUAGCCUAUAACAGCUGGUUUCAAACAGAGGAUGUUUCAGCAGACAACAUGGAAUCCAAGGAGACCAGCUGCAUUAUGAAGCAAACCCAGUACUAUUUUAGUUCUGUUAACUAUACCUACAACACCAUCAUUGACUGUGGAAAUUGCUCUAGGUUAGUUCAAAGAGCCCCUCUUUGUGACCUCUCCACAAGCUGUGAGAUGGACUGUGAUACUAAUGACAAGCUACCAUUUACAUUGAUACAGCUACAGAUUUUAGAGAGAGGAAAACAAAAACAAGAGAGUAAAGAAGAACAAAAACCAAUCACAAAUGUAGGACUGUCUGCUCCUCCAGGAGAUCGCAAUCAAUGUGAGCUAGUAGAGAAGCCACGUUACCGAAAGGGUCCCCGCGUCUGUUUUGAUUAUAACAUAACUGAAGACACUUCGGAUUGCGGCAGAGGGGCCUCUUUUAGACCUUCCUUGAAGAUCUUGUUAUGCUUGCAGUUACUCCUUCUCUAUUUGACUGCAAGUCACCAUUCGCUGCCCUUGGCAUUUUGCCUUUGAAACGCCCAUUGAGCUUAACCCAUCCUUUUUAUUUUAUGCACAUCAUCAUCCCCUCCAGACUUGCUAGAGGAUGACUUCUGCCUAGUCCCAUCAAUUUUGGCUGCACCUUGGCAUUCACUCAUGAGGAUUGUUGCUUUCUUUACUCAGAAAUCCAGAAGUUGUUCUUGGUUUUUUUUUUUAAAUCCUUUUCCUCCAUCAAUCCUUGCCUUUCCAGUGUGUCUGUACAAGCAGAUUGUGCUAAAGAGAGCUUUGAGAUGACAAGGGGAAGCAUGGACCACCGUGAUCUUCUCCACACAGGGAGCAUUCUUGAGCUUUGAUUCAUUGUUCCCCUUUCCACUCAUUGAGCUGUUGGCCAAAUACAAAGAACAUGGCCCCAUGAUUUUAUUUUUCCAUUGAAUCUGUGGAAUUCUGGGAGACUUUGUCAGUUCUCUUGUGAAGGACUUUUAUUAUGGUUUUAAAAGUAUUUAAUCAACAAUACUGAUGAUACUAUUUUGUCUGAAAUAACGUACCUUCCCAUUCCAAUAAUGAAAACUGCAGAAACAACACCGAUCACUAUAACCGAAAAAAAAUGGAGACAUCUUGCCAAAUUGAUUCUGUAACCUAGCAAACCUUUCAGCCAAUUCCAGUAGCUUUUCAGACUCAAAGUAAUCUUACAAGAUCACCCCAAUAUCAUUCCACCCAAUUUACUAUGAGUUUUCCAAGGCCACUGCUAUCUCUGCCUUUCAAUAGGUGGAUCCCAUCUCCAAUCAAUGAUGAAUUAUUUUCAUCCUAAACAAUUUAAUCUAGAUCUUUCAACAUCUGAUUACGAAGCACUUUCCCUGAGAGAUUAUAGUAUUUAUUGUCAGCCAAGAAAGAAACAUGCGCAAAUGCAGUGGAUAUUACUUGAAUGUUAAGGUCAGCAUUAUUCAUUUAAACUACUUAUUCUCUAAAGAGGACUUGAAAACCAAGCAGGGCAGAAAGAAGAGGGUGUGAAGAUCCUUUUGUAUACCAUUCCAAUAAUCCAUGUAAGGUUGGAGGAUGCAGCAACUGAGACAAUCUUUUAAAAAUGAAUAGCAAGAUAGAAUGAAAUUAUGGUUUAAAUCCAGCAGCUCCUGUUAAUUAUUUCCCUGCUUCCCCACUUUUUCCAAUUAGGAAAAAAAAACCAAUAUCAGCUAUUUUAAGAGCUGGUCUACUCCCCAAAUCAUGAUGAAGGCUUCAGUUGCUAGCUCUGCAGUAUCCAAUCUUUAAGAUAAGCUAAUUAUUGAGAUGGCUUAGACAAAGAUGAAGUCUUUUUUCUUCAGUUUCUUUUCUUCUAAACUUUAAGGAAUAUUGUCCACCCUAGUGGAGGCAGCACUGUGUGCCAAACCAACCCAUAAAGAUGAUAGCCAAAGUUUUUCUUCAUAGGCUUUGUGCAGAAACCUAACCACAGUCUUGGAUGCCCACGUACUUGAGCUCUGGGGAAGUGAAAAUGUUCUGCUUCACAAUAAUGGCUGUUAAAAUAUCUGCCACUAAGCUCAGACCCCACAAAGUACCUCUGAUGACCCUACAAGCGUACAUUUCAUGUCUGGAAUUGUUUUAAGUGGUUGCAACAAUUGAAGAAUUAAAAGAAAGUCUAAUGCUAUCAUUCAUCAAGUGGCAUCCUUUUAAAAAAAAAGCCUGUUUUUUGAAGAUUUGUCUUGAGCAGGUUACUGGUCUUUGUGCCUAUUUACUAGUGCACAUAUGGCAACAAAUAUACCUUGCUACACAUUAUGAAAUGAAAAUGCCUGCAGUCCCCUGACAAUUCCAGAAGAUCCUUCUCAUCAGCCAAAUAUACCCCACUGCACUGCCUCUACACUUGAAAUAGUCAGCAAAGUGAGAAGAAUUCCAUUUUGUUUUGUUUUGUUCCUGCUUGAUGUUGUAGGAGAGCCAGAACCUUCUGGACAAUAUGGGGAACCGCAAAACAGUAUGAUGCAACUUCAUCAGGGAGAAACUCUUGGUUGCCACACCAGGAACUGCAUGGUUUUCCCCUCCUCUGGCACAAGGGUGAUUGCAGUUACAAAAGCCUGCUAAAAUAUUAUACCCAGUGAUGCACUCAUUUCAACUUCAUAUGCUCAGUUCUUUAAUCCAAACUUCUUUUAAUACAAAUAUGCCACCUGUUAUGAAUGAUUCAAGUGCUAUGAAUUUCAUUUGCUUUGUUACAAGAAAAUCUGGAAAGCAAACUACUUCAACCUGAAGAUUUCUAAAGAGGAAGACAACCCACUUUGAUUAACAACUUCAGAUUACGUUUGAAUCAAACAUUCUGUGGUCUUAGUGUCGUGAUUUAGUACUAAACCACAAUUUUUGAGAAAAGCCUCCUGAUCUCACAACUUACAUGUUAAUUCAGCCUCUGCCAUUUACAGUGGCUCACCAGUUUAAUUGCAAACAAUAGUGCAGCUUGGAAGGUAUACAAUUGUUGAAUGCAACCCAUUCCUCAGCCAAUACUGGAGGCAUAUCAGACAAAAUUAUUUACUGAUGUUCUUAGAAAUAAGAUUCCUGUGGUCCUCAUAAUAUAAUCUAAAGAGUCGAAAGCAUAAUAUUGCUGUAAUAAUUAGGGCUGCAAAGUGCAAACGUGUGGUGCUUGGACCUAUUGUAGAAAAAAAUACUUGACAAAUCUGGAAGUAGAACCAAGGGUGCACUUGCUUACUUUUCAGUAAACUUUGCUCUUGAGACUAGGAAAUUCUUAAUCUCUCAAAAGCUAACUUCGUUCAAAUUCCUUUGUGUGCAUAUAACUCUCCCGUAAGUGAAUCCUUGUUUUCAAGUAAAAAGACUUCCCCUUCCAAGUCUACAUUUUUCCCCCCAGAUUGCUUAUAUACACAACAAUUGCACUGGUGCUAAGGAUAGUAGUUCUGCUUCAUUGGCUUUGUAUAGAUUUCUACAGAAGCAAACUAGGAGAUUAUACAUAACUAACUACAUAACUGUUAUAAAUCUAGCUAAUUCUGAUGUAUGGUAAAGAUAGCACCAUUAUUCUUUGGGUAUACUACCAGUGAUAAUCAAUUGUACUGGUUGUGAAUAAACUCUAAGAAUCUCCCUGGUCUCUUCUGAGCAGAAACUACAAAAUUGUGCCAAAUUGUGUGAUUGUUUUGUGAUGUGGGCAACUGUCUACAGUGUGCUUGCUGAAAACCCCCAAAUUGAUUCCACGUUAGUCUGAGUAAAACCUCUUGUCUUCCUUAUGCCACUUUGUCUGUGACUGUUUGGCUAGUGCUCUGGAGCCAGUAUAUAUUCAUCAGCAACAGAUAUUCAGAGAAGGAAAAACUUAGAGCACAAAAAAGCAUACACAGAAAUGAUAUUGGACCUGAAGUGCUUCUCAUUCAUACAAGAAGCUGAUUGGAUAACAUGGCCUUUCCCUGCUUUUGAAUACUUUGCCAUUAGUGGCCAUGACAUACCUCUCGGUCAGCCACAAGACUCUUUGUUCUUGCUCAAUUAUCGAAGCUCAAAACUAAAAUUUGAUGGGGUUGAAUUGGUAUUCAUUUCAUCUUUGACUUUUGGCCGAUGCCUUCCAAGAUGUUGGGGUUGUUUUGUUUUGUUUUAACAUACCCAAUGAAAUUUUAUAGUCACAAUGAAGCACAUUUAGUUGUUUACAUACAUAUACAUACAGAUGUGUUUAUGUAUGUAAUAACCAAAGACAGAUUUAAAAAACAUACCUUAAGUGAUUCACAAUGGUGCAAGUAUCUCUUGUAAUUCUAUGGGGUUGUUGUUUUUUCCUUCCUUGAGGUGAGUCUGUUUCCAGAUAUCCUUAUUUUAAGAGGGCAUUUAUGUCGCAAAUUAAAGCACUGCUUGGGUCCUCUGGCUUCUUUCUUUUUCAUCCUAGCUUUAGAAUUGCUUGCUUUAAAAUACAUUUUUAAAACUCCAAUCA